Molecule: messenger RNA, 3111 nt
Organism: Brassica napus (rape)
Lineage: Eukaryota; Viridiplantae; Streptophyta; Magnoliopsida; Brassicales; Brassicaceae
Exons: 1
Coding region: 1-3111 (1036 amino acids)
Molecular function (GO): RNA-DNA hybrid ribonuclease activity; nucleic acid binding
Source: RefSeq, a predicted model, not a curated record
AUGGCCCUGUCUGCAGCCCCACCUGACACAGACCUUAUCGCCCGCCUCUCAGCUACCCUCAACGAAGCAUAUGCUGAGGAAGAGAGUUUCUGGAGACAGCGAAGUCGUAUCCAAUGGCUUCAGCAUGGUGACCGGAAUACUGGCUUCUUUCAUGCGGUAACUAGGGGAAGAAAUGCUAUGAACAAGAUGUCAGUGAUUGAGAACGAAGCGGGAGAAGCUGUCUAUGGUGAUGAUAAGAUUUCCCAAGCUUUUGCCGAGUUCUAUCGCAAGGUAUUCACAUCCUCACCGCGUAGCGACCUCAGCUUCAUAUCUGAAGUUAUCACACCUGUGAUUUCGGAGGAGAUGAACAGCUCUCUUAUAGCCAGGCCGACGGAUGAUGAAAUUAAGACUGCAGUGUUCUCUAUCCACAAGGACAAAGCACCAGGGCCGGACGGCUUUUCGGCAAGCUUUUACCAUAGUUUCUGGGACAUUAUAGGAAACGAUGUGUGCAGCGAUAUUCGGAGCUUCUUUGACGCCAGUUGCCUUAACCCAAGAUUCAACGAAACGCAUGUACGCUUGAUUGCGAAAUCAAAAGGCGCUAAAAAGGUGGCGGACUAUAGGCCAAUUGCUCUCUGCUCUACACACUAUAAAAUCAUUGCUAAACUGCUUACCAAGCGCUUGAAGCCUAUGCUACCGGCUUUGAUCUCUCCUCAACAAUCGGCGUUUGUGGCAGGCCGAGCUAUCUCGGAUAACGUCUUGAUCACACACGAGAUGCUUCAUUAUCUACGGACGUCCAAAGCUAAGAAGUCCUGCUCAAUGGCCAUUAAAACCGACAUGAGCAAGGCGUAUGAUAGAAUUGAGUGGGACUUUCUCGACCAUGUACUCCAUUGUUUCGGUUUCCAUCAGGUGUGGCGAACCUGGAUUAUGCAAUGUGUUCAGUCUGUUUCCUACUCUUUCUUGAUCAAUGGAGAACCGCGAGAGAAAGUCUUACCCGAAAGAGGACUGAGACAAGGUGAUCCUCUCUCUCCAUAUCUGUUCAUUCUGUGCUCGGAAGUUCUCUCGGGCCUGUGUCGUAAAGCGCAAGAUAGUGGACUCCUACCCGGGCUGAAAGUGGCGCGCAACUCCCCUGCGAUUAACCAUCUACUCUUUGCGGAUGACACUAUGUUCUUCUCCAAGAGUGAUCCUUUGAGUUGCUCAUCACUUUUGGAUAUCCUAAGGAAGUAUGAGAUUGCGUCCGGCCAGUGCAUUAAUCUUCUCAAGUCGGCAAUUAUGUUCUCGUCAAAGACACCCGCGGCCAUAAGGAGUAGAGUUAAACAAGAUCUUGGCAUUGCUGCGGAGGGAGGCAUCGGGAAGUAUUUAGGCCUCCCAGAACACUUCUCCCGCCGUAAGAGAGACAUCUUCGCGGGAAUCAUCGAUCGGAUUCGGCAACGAUCCCACAGUUGGUCAACAAAAUUCUUAAAUGGAGCUGGGAAACAGGUGCUUUUGAAAGCGGUACUGAUGGCCAUGCCAGCGUACGCGAUGUCGUGCUUCAAGUUACCGCUUUCCCUAUGUAAGCAGAUUCUGUCUAUCCUUACCCGUUUCUGGUGGGAUAUGAAACCGGAGAUUCGCAAGAUGUGUUGGGUAUCUUGGCAAACCCUCACACGAGCCAAGGCGGAUGGAGGGCUUGGAUUCAGGGACAUAGCGCUCUUUAAUGAUGUGCUUCUGGGAAAGCUAGCAUGGCGGAUUAUGACGAACCCAGAGUCUCUGCUUGGUCGGAUCUUGCUUGGUAAAUACUGUCACUCCGCUUCCUUUUUGGACGUUACGAUACCGAGCUCUCCGUCACAUGGAUGGCGAGGAAUAAUGGCGGGUAGGGAGGUUGUUAAAAAGGGUUUUGGUUGGCUGAUAGGAUCAGGCUCGUCCAUUCCGGUCUGGGCUGCCCCGUGGCUUUCUCUCAAGGAACCUAUGGCGCCUAUUGGCCCAAGACCAUACCAGUCAGAGAACCUAAUGGUCGCAGACUUGAUCAUCCCUGAAACCAGAGACUGGAAUUUGCCUCUUAUUAGGACCACACUACCUCAGUAUGAGGAUUUGAUACGGGAGUUGAUUCCGGGUGAUCUAUCUUUACAAGAUGAACGGGUCUGGCUCUAUACCAAUACGGGAGAGUAUUCUACGAGGUCUGGGUACAAGCUCUUAACGAAUGAUGUACAGCCUCUAGACCAACAAUUCAAUUGGAUCACCAAUAUCUGGAAGCUAGAUACAUCGCCGAAGGUUAAAACAUUCUUGUGGAAACUUAAGAACAGAGCAUUGGCGUCGGGUUUUAACCUAGCUACCAGGGGAAUACUGGCCCCGACUGAGUGCAUGCGCUGUGGGGAACAGGAGACGGACCUCCACAUCUUUCUGCAUUGUCCCUUUGCUCAACGAACUUGGGAACUGGUACCUGCGAUGUUUAAACUUCCAUUGAUCUCCGCUCCUGAUAUCUCUUCCCUCCUUGCGAGUGGAAAGCGCUUGGUGAACCUACCCCCAUCGGGACUAAGCUGCCCCCUCUAUCCCUGGAUUCUAUGGUUCCUAUGGAAGGCUAGGAACAGAUUCCUAUUUGAAGAUCAUCGAAUGAAGGAGGAGCAGGUCGUUACUAUUGCACUCUCGGAAGGUCGCAAGUGGCAGGCGGCUCAGCAUCUGAAGAUUCAGGAAGCUAAGGGUAGACAACUUACUAAGGCUCCUAUAAACAUCGGUCGCUCUGUUGCAGGACUGGUCUGUUUUGUAGAUGCCUCUUGGCAGGUCUCAAAUCACCUCGGAGGAAUGGGAUGGAUCUUCAAGGACACAAGGUCGGGAUGGAAUGUGUCAAAUACCUCUAACCGCUCUCAUGUUGCUUCGGCUCUUUUGUCUGAAGCUCUUGCGGUCAAAGCUGCUCUCCAUGAUGCGGCGUCAAGGAAUUUCAAGACCUUGAGCUUAUGCUCGGACUCGAAAGUUCUAAUGGAUUGUAUCAACGCUCGAAAUCGAUGCUUGGAGAUUCAGAGUGUCCUCAAUGAUAUCUCUACUCUAUCUGCGUCUUUCGACUCUAUCUCUUUUUAUUAUAUCUCUCGCUCCUUUAAUGCUGAGGCUGACUCUCUGGCAAAGAGGAGCCUUUUAGAUCUUGUAAGCCAGCCUACUGAAGGCUGA